Messenger RNA from Calliphora vicina (urban bluebottle blowfly), 1586 nucleotides. Its product is annotated as D-2-hydroxyglutarate dehydrogenase, mitochondrial-like. The record is from RefSeq and is a predicted model, not a curated record. Lineage: Eukaryota; Metazoa; Arthropoda; Insecta; Diptera; Calliphoridae. Gene Ontology annotation, molecular function: catalytic activity; FAD binding. Gene Ontology annotation, cellular component: mitochondrion. The coding region runs from base 59 to 1573 and encodes 504 amino acids. The transcript is spliced from 6 exons.
CGGAAUUCACGCAAAAAAAACGUAUUGAGUAAAUUAAUAAUUUUUAUUAUUUAAAUAAAUGCAACGCCUUAAAACUCUUACGCAACUGAAAAGAACGUUGUUGUUGCCCUCAUUUCGCACAUACAGCGUAUCAUCGACAUUGCCAGAAUUAACACAGGUACAAUUUAAUGUCAAGCGUGGCAAUUAUGCCGAAUUAAAUGGCAAAGAUGUGACCUUUUUUGAGUCGUUAAUUGGCACCACAAAUGUGUUAAAAGAUGGCGAAGAUGACUUGCAAGGUUACAAUGUGGACUUUUGGCGCACUGUACGUGGCAACAGUAAAUUGGUAUUAAAACCCGGUUCAACGCAGGAAAUUUCUGAAAUUUUAAAAUACUGUAAUGGCAGACGUUUGGCCGUUUGUCCCCAGGGUGGCAAUACCGGUGUAGUGGGAGGAGCUGUGCCAGUAUUUGAUGAAAUUAUUCUAUCAUUAGCUCGCCUAAAUAAAGUUAUUAGUGUCGAUGACAUAACGGGUAUAACAGCCUGCGAGUCUGGAUGUAUAUUGGAAAAUUUGGAUGCUAAGACCAGAGAAUCUGGUCUAGUAGUGCCAAUUGAUUUAGGAGCUAAAUCAAGUUGUCAUAUUGGCGGAAAUGUAUCCACCAAUGCUGGCGGUUUGCGUGUUGUUCGUUAUGGUAAUUUACAUGGCUCUGUAUUGGGACUGGAAGCGGUAUUGGCUGAUGGAAAAGUGUUAGAUCUUAUGUCGGAUUUUAAAAAGGACAACACUGGUUACCAUCUAAAACACAUGUUUAUAGGCUCGGAGGGUACUUUGGGAGUGGUUACCAAAUUGGCUAUUUUAUGUCCACCCGUUUCUGAAUCUGUAAAUUUGUCAUUCUUGGCCCUAAAUUCAUUUGAAAGUGUUUUGCAGACAUUCAAAAAUGCUAAACGUCAUUUGGGUGAAAUCUUGUCUUCUUGUGAAAUGAUUGACGAGAAAUCUUUGGCUGCUAGCUGUGAAAAUUUCAAAUUCAAGUCACCCAUUGAAGGCUUUCCAUUCUACAUGAUUAUCGAAACAUCCGGUAGUAAUGCUGAUCAUGACAUGGAGAAAGUCAAUAAUUUCUUGCAAUAUUGUAUGGAAAAAGGCGAUGUAAUCGAUGGUACCUGCACCAGCGAACCAAGUAAAAUGCGAGAUUUGUGGAAAAUUCGUGAAUUAAUUGCACCGGCAUUAGAUAAGGAUGGAUAUUGUUUCAAAUAUGAUGUAUCAUUGCCGUUACGUUCCUUCUAUGAAAUUGUUAAUGUUCUGGAUAAACGUGUGGGCCAUAUGUCGAAACGUGUUUGCGGCUUUGGCCAUUUGGGAGAUUCGAAUCUUCAUCUGAAUGUUUCUUGUGAGGAGUACUCGACCGAACUGUAUAAAAUGAUUGAACCGUUCGUUUAUGAAUACACAUCGCAAUUGAAGGGCAGCAUAAGUGCCGAACAUGGUAUAGGUUUUCUUAAGAAGAACUAUUUGAAAUUCUCCAAAAAUCCCGAUGCUAUAGAUAUGAUGCGGCAAAUGAAAAAUGUUUUAGAUCCAAAUUGUAUAUUAAAUCCUUAUAAAGUUAUAAAUUAAUUAUAUUUACAAC